Molecule: messenger RNA, 1858 nt
Organism: Bolinopsis microptera
Lineage: Eukaryota; Metazoa; Ctenophora; Tentaculata; Lobata; Bolinopsidae
Product: protein Optix-like
Exons: 4
Coding region: 53-1186 (377 amino acids)
Biological process (GO): regulation of transcription by RNA polymerase II
Cellular component (GO): transcription regulator complex; nucleus
Molecular function (GO): DNA-binding transcription factor activity, RNA polymerase II-specific; RNA polymerase II cis-regulatory region sequence-specific DNA binding
Source: RefSeq, a predicted model, not a curated record
UACUCGCUCGUAUUCAUUCUACUACCUGCUUGCUUUGAUUCCUUUUGUCGAUAUGAGUGUUGUGUCAAGCUAUUUCUCGCUUCCAAAGUUCGAGAUGCCCGAUCCGGGUAUCCUAAGUUGUGAUUCUCGUGGUCCUAUUAUGGGUGGCAUCAGUUACCAAGCUGAAGUUUCCUCCAGCUGUUCCUUUCCUGUUCCUUUUACUCCCAAAAUCGAACCUGCUCCUUCUCCAGAAAUACUACAAUAUCAAACCUCCCCCAAUAGUUCACAGUUAGGGUCGGGUACUCUGUACAGCACUACUCCACCCUACCCUCCCUCCCAGACCUACUCUCCAGAUCCUACCCCGUCCUACCUCAACUCCCAGUCUCCCUACCACCCUGCCGACCUGUCUCCAGAACAAUCCUACACACAAUCCCCUCCUCGCACAGUCUCUCCUCUCAACUAUCCUACUCUAUCCUACCCUCCCGCAGACCACCCCUCUCCCUACCUCACUCACCCAUCCUACACCUUCUCCAGAGCGGAGACUACACGGAUGUACCCCACUGACCAGUGCAAGGCGCCAACUGAUGUGGCUCCCUGGAAAUCAGAAGUACAGUACCCAGUGGGAGGGUUGGUGGGUAGGAUUGGUGGGCUGAUGGAGGCGGGAGAUAUGGAUAAGCUGGUGGAGUUGGUGUGGUCACUUCCUCCUCCUUCUCCCCUGGAUGAUGAGACUAUAUUUAGAGCUCAUGUUUACGUGGCUUACUAUACCAGGCAGUACCUUCAGUUUUUCUGUUUAAUGCAGUCGCGGAUGUUCAGUCACUGUCACCAUGGUGAUUUGCAAGCUAUGUGGCUCCAGGCUCACUACAAUGACGCUGAACGGAUGAGGGGCCGACCACUUACUGCUGUGGACAGGUACAGACUACGAAAGAAAUUUCCGUUUCCUCCAACGAUUUGGGACGGAGACAACACAUCUUAUUGCUUUAAAGACAGGUCCAGAUCCUAUCUAGUUGAUUUCUACAUGACCAACAAGUACCCUACCCCAGCAGAGAAGAAAGAGAUAUCGAGUAGAUCCGGUCUGAGUGUGACUCAAGUGAGCAACUGGUUUAAGAACCGGAGACAAAGGGACAGGAUGACGCAGAAGCAGGUGGUACUGGCUGGAAAACCGGAUAACGGGUACACCUUGUCACAUGACAUCAUACACACCAGAUAGACUUUCAGGAUGGUCAUGACUCUUAAGACUCCUAACUACCCCUUACCUUUCAUCAUCAGUUAAAUUGGAAUUUUGAUGGAAGUAAGACUGCUAUCAAAUCAGAUUUUUUAACUAAUUGAACUGCUGAUUAAAUCGUAUUCAGAAAUUUAUGAAGGGGCGUAAAUAAAGAAAAUUAUAUUAACCUAAUCAGUCGAUCUGAUUUUUACCUUAUUAUGUCGGCCUUAAAUUUGACUGAAUAAGGUCCGUGAGAAUAAAUAAGAGCUGAUAAUUUUAUUAAGUUGAAGUUUAUUUUCGUAUAAUAUUGAUGUAAACUCCGCGUUUUAACGAACCAAUAACUGAACAACUACUGGCCUAAAAAAUUUAUAUUUGGUUUGAUCUUUUUCCAAAAUAAAAUUGUUCAAUGCGACGAUUUCAAUUAGUUCAACUUAGAGUUAGAGUUUCUUCUCAGAUAUUAUCGUCCUUUUAGUUAUCAUUUCGAAUCUAGACUACAUUUAGAUAUUUUUAAGUGGUCGAUAAGACUCUUGUUAGGGGUUAUAUAAAAACGUAGAUUUGAGAAAGACUAAGAAGAAAAAUUUGAUAUUAUUUAUAGUUAUAUGCCUUUGAAUUGGAAUUAUUUAUUUAUUAUUGUCGACUGUCGUAUUUAAGUGCUUAACUUUAUUUGUAAAUUGAUAU